CAACGAUGGACGUGCUCAUCCAUCCCAGCACACAUCCAACAGCGGACACAGUAGCACAGUCUCUGACUUCCCUCCUCACCCCUCACUACCUCCCACAGCUCAUCUCAUCCGCAGCCCUCGCAUCUCCAGCUUAUCCUUGGCACUCCACGUGUGCUCUCCUGGUCCUUCUCGGUCCACCCGCUGAUCACACAGCAGUCCGCAAAUACAUUGAGACCGGCGGGAGAGUGCUCGCUUUGGGGGCGGGGACAAAGCAGUCCCAUGGAAUAUUCGGCGCUCAUGAUUCACUGCACGCACUCUCCGGCGGUGGAGUGCUCGGACUUGGAACCGAUACUAGCGUCUUUCGUUUGACCGAAGGGUUGACGUCGUUCCAUAUCGAUUUUCCAACGCAGACCCCUUCACAAGCUACCAUUGAUAUCGAUGCGACACAGAUUCACGUAUCUCGUAUACCUUUGGCAAAGAUCGACGUCGACGCCAGCAAGGUAAACGUUCUUGCCCGUUUCUCCAACGACAACUCGCUUGCCGGCGUGUCGUCCCAAAGCGGUCACAUCGCAAUUUGGUCAUGCGCACCAUCCCUACACGAGAAACUUGUCCAUGCAACCUUCGCGGCCUUGGGUUUGCGCUUUGGUGCUCCAUCGUACGAUCGACAGUCAUCGGCUACGCACAUCCUUCCACAAUUACUCCUUGCGAGCCCAACUAAUUGGAAAGCCCGGGACCUCGUCCUACAGUCCCUGUUUCCUGGGCGAGAUAUCCAUGAUGCAUUCGCUUCCCUUGGCUUUCAACCCGAUGACGGUAAAGCGCCACGCCAGCUUGACGAGCUGUCCGAUAAGAUGCGUUUCUCCGACGCAAACGAUUCAUUCCAUUUUCAUCCCGUCAGUGAAUUUUCGUCGACAGGGGGCUCGGACCAUCCGAUACUCCAGCUCCUUCCGCAGUCGGCAACCAGUUCCACGGAGGAAGUGAAGGAUGUCAUCCUCCCAAAGCAGCCCCUUACCCUUGGGCAGGAGCAGCUUUAUACUCCCUUGUUCUCACCGUCUACCUUUUUCUCUGCACUCGACCAGUUCCGUGUUCGAGAUAACAGUGCUCACACGGAUGCCUCCUCUUCCUGGAAAAUGGGAGACGUGCUUAUGUAUGGUGAGGUUGUCACUAGCACACAAAGCUUGCUAGACAAGAACCCAAAAUUCCUCCGCGCUCUCCCGUCUCCCAUCCUUUCCUUUGCAUCGAAGCAAACCGCUGGACGAGGGAGGGGUGCAAAUGCAUGGGUAUCACCAGAGGGAUGCAUACUAAUGUCCCUCCUCACUCGUGUACCCCUCAAGAGCACCGGACCAGGCGCACUUCCCGCUCGCUCGAUUCGAGCCUCCAACCUAAUAUUUGUUCAGUACCUCUUUGCGAUCGCGGUAGCCGAAGCAUGUGAUGUCCUCGACCCAUCCGGUCGAUGGGCUGACAAAAUCAAACUCAAAUGGCCCAACGACAUAUACGGCGAGUUCCCCGCCGCCCAAAAAGAUCCGGGUAAGAAGUAUGAAUGGAAGAAGCUCGGUGGGAUACUGGUCAAUUUGCAUUUUGAGGGAGGGAUGGUAGAUAUCAUCAUCGGUUGCGGGCUGAAUGUCCUGAACGAACUCCCCAUCGCCUCUCUGGCACAAUUGGGGGCUCUCGGAAGCGAUACUCAGGCCUCGUCUAAUCCCCGCAUUGAACGAGUCGCCGCAGCCAUACUAGCCAGUUUUGAACGUAUAUGGGAAUCGUUUCUCGACGACGAAGAACGCGGGUUCGAACCUUUCCUCGAUCGCUACACUUCAAGAUGGCUACAUUCGAAUCAAAUCGUCACGCUGACCACGACCACACCACAUACUACCGUGCGUAUCGAGGGUAUCACCACGGAUUAUGGACUCUUGCGAACGGUACCGCUGAGUGGCGGCCGUGCAUCCGGAAGUAGUCACUACAUCGAUUUACAGCCAGACGGUAAUAGCUUCGAUAUGAUGAAGGGGUUGAUAAAGGUGAAAGGGACGUAGUGAUUACGAAGCUGCUGUAGGGGUCAGAGUGACAUGAGGUUUGGUGUAACAUGACAUCUAAAAAAAUCUGGGUCCUUGUAUUCGGUUUUAGAGAGCACAUAAACAGUGGACGGCGUGUACAUGAACUGGCGUGUAUUGAGAUAUCGAGUUCACAGAUGAGACUGUAAGGAAUACUUAAGGGUAUGAAGAACAUAUCCCUGCCGUAGGCCUUAGCGUCCCUCGUGAGUCAUAGUCGACGUCUGCCUUGGAAUUGCCGCUGCAGCCCUAACCAUAUGAUG
Messenger RNA from Pisolithus orientalis, 2278 nucleotides. RefSeq names its product class II aaRS and biotin synthetase. Bases 6 to 2000 code for a protein of 664 amino acids. Gene Ontology annotation, biological process: protein modification process. The record is from RefSeq and is a predicted model, not a curated record. Gene Ontology annotation, cellular component: cytoplasm. The transcript has 4 exons. Gene Ontology annotation, molecular function: biotin--[biotin carboxyl-carrier protein] ligase activity. NCBI's taxonomy places the organism in Eukaryota, Fungi, Basidiomycota, Agaricomycetes, Boletales, Pisolithaceae.